UUCGGCUCGUAGCGGACAUAAAGCGGAUAUACUAUCCAUGCUUAUCUCUGAUCUCUCUGCGAAACAAGCAAAUCAGCAGCUGCGCAGCAGCUAACGAUGGCGUUGCUCCACCUCUCCUUCCAUCCUCCAUCUCCUCUCUCUUUCCCCCAUUCCUCUACUCCCAUCCCCGCCUUCAGUUUCUCUGGACAUUCCCCAACCAAACUCCAACAAAGAAACAUUAAACUCGCCGCAGCCUUCGCCGCCGUCGCCGCACCCUUUCCAUCCGAUUCCGCAAUCUCCGACUUCUGGCGAUGGCUCCGCGAGAGCGGCGCCAUUCCGCAGCCUCCGCCGCCGGUGAGGCCUGCUCUCGUGCCGGAAGGCCUAGGGCUUAUGGCUGAGCGUGACAUGCUGCGGAAUGAAGUGGUUGCUGAGAUUCCUAAGAAGCUCUGGAUCGACACCAACACAGUAUCGGUUUCGGAAAUUGGACCCGUGACCCUCGGGUUGAAACCAUGGGUCGCCAUCGCGCUGUUCCUUCUAAGAGAGAAGGCCAUGGGUGUCGCCUCCUCGUGGCGACCGUACCUCGAUAUUCUCCCGACGGAGACGGAUUCGCCUAUUUUCUGGUCGGAGGAGGAGCUACUUCAAAUGCGAGGAACUCAAUUGGUGAACACAACAGUUGGUAUAAAAGAAUUCGUUCAAAAUGAAUUCACAAAAGUACAGGAUGAAAUUAUAUUUCCAAACAAGCAGCUUUUCCAGAAGACAAUUAAUGCUGCUGAUUUCCUAUGGGCGUUUGGAAUGCUAAGAUCAAGGGCAUUUUCAGGCCUUCGUGGAGAUAAGCUUGCUCUAAUUCCAUUAGCUGAUCUUAUUAAUCAUAAUUCUAGCAUUAAUUCAGAAGAGAGCUGUUGGGAGAUCAAAGGAAAGGGAGUAUUUUCCCGUCAACUUGUAUUUUCAUUGCGUACGCCUGCAUCUGUCAAUGCUGGUGAACAGGUUUACAUACAAUAUGAUCAAGAGAAAAGCAAUGCUGAGCUAGCACUAGACUAUGGCUUCAUAGAACCAAACAACAAGAGCCGCCAUGUUUAUACUAUGACAUUACAGAUCUCUGAAUCUGAUCCCUUUUAUGAAGACAAGUUGGAUAUUGCAGAGCUAAAUGGCUUAGGGGAAACUGCAUAUUUUGAUGUUAUGCUUGACCUUCCCCUUCCUCCAUUGAUGCUUCCAUAUUUAAGGCUGGUAGCUCUUGGAGGAACAGAUGCCUUCCUUUUGGAGUCUCUUUUCAGAAACUCAGUUUGGGGUCAUCUGGAGUUACCCGUUAGUCAUGCCAAUGAGGAGACGAUUUGCCGUGUGGUUCGCAAUGCAUGUAGUUCUGCCCUCUCAUGUUAUCACACGGCAGUCGAAGAGGAUGAAGAGCUAAUGGAAAGGGGAGGACUGGAUCCAAGGUCUGUGAUUGCUAUUGGUAUAAGAUUAGGGGAGAAGAAGGUGCUCCAGCAUAUAAAUGAAAUUUUCCGAGCGCGUGAAUCAGAACUGGACACUCUGGAAUACUAUCAGGAGAGGAGGCUCAAGGAUUUGGGAUUGGCUGGGGAGCAAGGAGAAAUCAUCUUUUGGGAAUCCAAAUAAGUUGCCGAGUUUUCUUUCAAAAUUGGACCAAGGAUUUUAAUCCAAUUAUAUGCAUUCGAAAACAAAAUGAAUUUCUAUUGCAGAAGUGAUAUGUUUGAAGAAUAAUUCUGUGGUUUUAUAUCUGAGCAACGCCUAUCAUGCCCAUUGCUGCACCCAUGUAAUUCCUGUACUGUCAGGGCUAAUGGAAGCAAAAUUUCAAUGUUUGUAUUUUUAUAAGGUAAGUGUUAUUUUUUAUGGGGGCAUUUACA
Phalaenopsis equestris is the source of this 1835-nucleotide messenger RNA. RefSeq names its product fructose-bisphosphate aldolase-lysine N-methyltransferase, chloroplastic. Gene Ontology annotation, biological process: peptidyl-lysine monomethylation. Gene Ontology annotation, cellular component: chloroplast. Bases 97 to 1587 code for a protein of 496 amino acids. Lineage: Eukaryota; Viridiplantae; Streptophyta; Magnoliopsida; Asparagales; Orchidaceae. The transcript has 7 exons. Gene Ontology annotation, molecular function: protein-lysine N-methyltransferase activity; [ribulose-bisphosphate carboxylase]-lysine N-methyltransferase activity. The record is from RefSeq and is a predicted model, not a curated record.